AUUCGGUUCACUGUCAAAGGUGCCAUCAAGUCUUCCGGUAAUUACCUCAUCCUCAUGCACUACAAGCUAAUUGACUUUUUGAAAGCACAAGGAAGAGUGCGCCUGGUAUCAAAUGGUACACCGCUGACCGUUGAUAUCGCCUUCACGUACUGCCCUGCAGUGGAAGGAUGUCGUAUCAAAGUACACAAAUACGGUAUGAGUGGCUUCUCCCUCACGCAAGGAAUGGCGUCUAUUAUGAUUGAGGUUUUACGUGAAAUAAAAGUGGUAUACGUCCUUCUUGUUCCCGACAAAAUGUACUCCCAAGACCUCUUCAAACCUCUCCCUCAGCAUAAGGUCAACACGUUCCUUCAACGAUGCAGCAAAAACCACUUCUACGUGGACCCAAAGAAAACACGUGACUUCGUUUGUCAUGACGCAAUCUUCACCAUGACAACGUGGUUCGUGGGAGCUCCUUUUCAGUGUGACUGUGUUGCUUCUGUAGUGCUGUUGGCUCAGCUUCACGGAUAUGCGAUGUGAAGGGGAAAUGUGAAUGUCUACCGGGUUAUGGUGGAGACAAGUGUGACCGCUGUGAAUCGUUUAGUUACUACGGCUACCCACAAUGCAAAGAAUGUAACUGCAAUAAACAUGGUUCUCUGAGUAGGUUCUGUAGCGGAAGCGRUGGUCAGUGCCAGUGUCGACGAAAUUUUGACGGAAUCAAAUGCGACAAGUGCAGAGUUGGUUAUUUUGACUUCCCGAAGUGUAAGCCGUGUAACUGUAAUCCCGCGGGAAUGCUYAUCCUGCCAGGACAAGAAAACACUUGCGGGAACAUCAACAGUCAAACAUGCAUGUGCAAAGCCAACGUGCAAGGAGUACAGUGCGAGGAAUGCAAAGAUUUGUUUUAUGGCUUGMGUCUAUUCAACCCGUUGGGCUGUGWAUCUUGUGGUUGCAAYACUAAUGGAACMMUUGGUGGCAUUAGAACCUGUAACAAGGUGAAUGGUGACUGUACGUGUAAGGCUCACGUGACUGGGCUUAGCUGUUCGCACUGCAAGAGUGGUUACUACGACUUCCAGUAUUGGGAUCCCUUUGGAUGUAAAAGGUGUGCUUGUAAUCCAGGGGCUUCGUUUGGAUCGCACUGUGAUGCCUACACGGGACAGUGUAUAUGUCUAAACGGUAUCGGAGGAAAGCUCUGUGAUAGAAUUGCUUCAGACAGCGUCUUCUAUCCCGAUCUUCACCACAUCAAGUUUGAGCUCGAAGACGCAAAGAACAUGRGAGAAAGACCUGUGGUGGUCAGGAACGACCCCCUGGCAUUUCCUGGUUAUUCCUGGAAAGGAUACACUGAACUUAACUCUUACCAGUCGCGCAUUCACAUGCUGAUCGAUAUUCCAAGGACAACGAACUACAGCAUGAUUUUUUACUACACCCUGAAACAAGUGCAGUCAGUGGGGAUGCUUGUUAAAUUUGUUCCAACUUCCCAAUCAGGAUAUUUUCCAACAGGACCCGCUUAUCAGCACAAGAUCGGUGCUCKAUUCAAGUCGACUUUAUCUUGGCAGACUACUGCUCCCCAGUUUCUCACCGUCACGGAUAGCCGAGGACUUCCUGUUGAAGUCAUACUGAGUCAAGGAAAAUGGGAUCUAAUUCUUGCCGCCAGUCCAUCUCGUAUACUGUUGGAUUACCUGGUUCUUCUCCCACAAGACUACUACAAGCCAUCAGUUCUCACGAAAAAAGUCUAUAAUCCAUGUGAAGUCAACAGCAAACUGCCAYAUUGUCUACACUAUCGCCACCCCUCCAUGGACGGGAUAGAUUUUGUCACAUUUGAAGCUGAGAGAGCUUUGGUCACUGGUYCAAUAAUCACUUCUGUACGCGCACCGUUCCCUGGAGUCGUGCUCGACGGACUUCGGAAUGUCCUAACCAUAGACCUGCCACCCAACCACCCUCCUGGUCAAUACAUUCUCGUCGCUUCCUACUUCUACGAUGGAUACCCGCGUACAGGGAUUCUUGACAUCACAUGGCGCUCUGGAAGAACGUCAGAAAGUGGAAGAAUGAACAUCUUGAACUGCAAGUACUCGUUUGGUUGUCGACAAGUUGCUCUUGGUAACAGCAAACAAGUUCACUUAUUUAGGAGUAUUCGCAACGGAAAUACUUUCAUUAAAGUCAGCACGACACUGACAAUGGCUUUGGAUUCGAUCACCGCAAUACCUCACGACCAGUGGAACCCAGAUUACCUCUCUGCCGCACCGCAAUGCGUGAAAGCUGGGCCUUCUUGUAUAUCCUCGACUUUUACUAACCCUUCCGAUGGGUUGGUCAUUCAGGCUGAGAAUAACACUGAUGAUAAUGGUCAUGGYAACGUUAGGCCGCCCUAUCUAAUGGACCAUACUGUACGACUGGCUUAUAUUAACCGUGGGCAGAGAACAAUUUACUUGAACGCAAGAGCGAAGCCUGGACGCUACUUUAUCCUGGUGCAUUACUUUCAGCCCCAUUACCUCUCGUUUAAUGGCCGCGUUAUUGUCAGCCACAGUGAUUCGGCUGUUGCUUCUCUCAUUGACUUCCGGUAUUGYCCCCACGUGACCGGAUGUAGAAGUGUCGGUGUAUCGUCUACGAGAGGCACGAUGAAGGAACGGAUAUCUGUUAACCUUGAAUCGGAUCUUUUGUUGACUAUUACCAUUCCUGAUGAUAAGUCAAUAUGGAUCGACUAUAUUCUGUUACUUCCYACUCGGUCCUUCUUCUCAACAAUACUCGACAAUGACCCCGUCGAUAUUUUUCCAGAAUUCCAACAAAAAUGUGCCAGAAACCACUUCCAAAUCAAACCAUCAGCUCCUCRCUUCUGCCUCAGCUCUGUCUUCACUUUGACWUCACGRUUUAACAGAGGGGCGGUAUCUUGURGAUGCGACACGCAGGGYUCRUUGAGUGACGGGUGUCAAUCAUAUGGGGGACAGUGCAGAUGUAAGAAUAACGUGAUUGGUCGUACUUGUAAUUCUUGUAAAACCGGUUAUACUGGAUUCCCUAAUUGUCGAAGAUGACAAUACUCAACAUGAAGCUUAAGAAUGAUACUAGGCUCACGUGAUGAUCAGAUAUGGUAUUAGCCAAUCAGGCACCACUAUGCCAUGGAUCUGCAUAUAAAUGUGUACACAUGUUCACAAGAACAACUUUUUUCCUUGCUUUAUUGCUUUGCUCAUUUUCAGCAUAUAUAUUCCUCUAACAUUUACCACAGUACCAAAUCGAAAUCUCAUUCUAAGAUCGAGCCUGCGGUCUUCAUGGUCAGUUCCGAGUAAGGAAAAGUGCUGACAAUGAGGAAGCAGGCUCUUGGGAUAAAAUUGGUAAAUGGUGUUAGAAAACAUUCUGAUUGGCUAUUUGGCUUGGGAGCUCAACCUAUCAGCAUUAAAUAUUUGUGUACAUAAUAAAACGAGAGAAUCAGGCUCAAUGUACCUUAAUAUAAACCGUUUGUCUGUCCUCUAUAUACACGUUACAUCGUCAGAUUUUCCGUUCGGUUAGAUGUCAGCAGACAUAGAAACUUUCAUGUUAUCUGAAAUGUAUAAUCAUUACGUCAAUUAAUAGGUCUCAUUUGGGUUGCAGUUGAGUUACUUUUUAAGCAUCCACCGUGACAUACAUUCCAUGCAGUUUGACAGGAAGACAUAGAAACAAUCCUCAGAAUGAUAUGUGAAUGGAAAUGGRAARACAUUACACCAAUAAAUGGUUCUCAUUUUGA
Messenger RNA from Actinia tenebrosa (Australian red waratah sea anemone), 3682 nucleotides. Its product is annotated as laminin subunit alpha-3. Lineage: Eukaryota; Metazoa; Cnidaria; Anthozoa; Actiniaria; Actiniidae. The record is from RefSeq and is a predicted model, not a curated record. Gene Ontology annotation, biological process: tissue development; animal organ morphogenesis.